Molecule: messenger RNA, 766 nt
Organism: Hyaloscypha bicolor E
Lineage: Eukaryota; Fungi; Ascomycota; Leotiomycetes; Helotiales; Hyaloscyphaceae
Exons: 1
Coding region: 212-502 (96 amino acids)
Molecular function (GO): protein binding
Source: RefSeq, a predicted model, not a curated record
GUCCUAUUACUAGCGUCAUUGGCAAGGUCUCGCUCACUCAACUGGAACCAACUAAAUUUCCCACUCUAUCUGUGACCCCCCGUUCACAUAUCUUUCCUCCAACCACAGCAAGGACAACUCUGCAUUGUACCAACGAAAAUCGGUCAACCUCGCAGAGAAGGGUCUGGUGAACAUCGCGACCUGAAGAGUCCACUUCCGGUCGCUCUCCACGAUGGCAACAACCAACAAGGCGGACGAGCUUCCUCAAAGCCCGAUCAUCUUCAAAGCACGAGGUAUCGUUUCUGACGUUCGUCUCAAUGUCUUCGGCACAUCGUUCCACGUUCACUCGAGCAUCCUGAAGCUCUAUUCCCAUUACUUCUUUUCCUAUCUCGAUGCUCCGGGCAGCGCGACUGCUGUCGCCGGUACCGCUUUCAAGUAUGACUGGACUACAAAAGUGGUCGAUGCAGGAGGAGAUUGGCAGCUUGUAAGCAAUAACGAGAAGGUAGCGUUCAGUUCCUCUUGAGAUAAGACUAAAAGUAACGCCAAAGGACAGGCUGGAGACAUCAACGUCAAACACUUCAAAGGCAACUCCAAGAUCCAAGCCCUUACGUUCUAUAAGCUCAUUUGCGCAAUGUACAGCUUGCCCUUCGUACUUCGGGGCCCCGACGAGCUGAUCUUAUUGACGGCGAUGGCUCGAUUCUACACUGCCCUUCCGGUUCUUUCGAGAUCACUCCUUAACGCGAUCAUGCGAAGCCCAGAUUUUCUGUCCAACAUGCAGAACAGGGCA